AUGUCAAGUGAUGAACAACAGCAUCAAAGAUCAUCAUCAACCAGGAAUUCUUCUUCACCAAAUAUUUUAACAAUGCUUCUCCCAAUUUCACCACCCCAGUUCCCUCACCAUCACCAGCCACCAUUUUUCUUCAACAAACAAGCUGCUUCUUCAUCGAAUUUGAUGAAGCCAAACUUCCAUUUACUCGCAACAAAUACUUCAGCAGCAGCAACCCAUUGGGCUAAUCAGCUUCAGACCUCCAUUUCCACUUGUGCUGAUAAGUUGUUUACAAUGCUCCACAUUUUGGCUUCCAAAAAUCCCUUUUUGAGCAGACUCCUCUCUUUCUCUUCUCAUCAACUCCAAAGUUUCAGCUCCAAGAUUCCUUUCCAAAAAUAUGGAACAACGAAUACCCUGCUCCAUCACAAUUUUGCGGCUAUAUUACCGGGUGAUUCGGUUGCUGGUAUUGUGGCUACGAAUGGAAUCCUCAAUUUCUUGAACAUCUACAACACAGUAUUAGUUGUCAGGCUUGUUUUGACAUGGUUCCCGAAUGCCCCUCCAGCUAUUGUUAGCCCCCUCAGCACCAUAUGUGAUCCAUACUUGAACAUAUUCCGCGGCAUCAUUCCACCACUUGGAGGAACUCUGGACCUAUCGCCUAUACUAGCAUUCCUUGUCCUUAAUGCUUUUACUAGUGCAGCUGCUGCGCUUCCAGCUGAACUUCCCCCAGCUUCAGGAGUUUCUCAAAAUCUCCCGUCUGAUCCAAUGGAAUUACAUACAACCAUGUCUCAGAGGAAAUGGAUGAGAAGACUUGCUGGUGGGAAGCCAAAAGCUUCAUGA
Oldenlandia corymbosa var. corymbosa is the source of this 813-nucleotide messenger RNA. The record is from the annotation of a GenBank genome assembly. NCBI's taxonomy places the organism in Eukaryota, Viridiplantae, Streptophyta, Magnoliopsida, Gentianales, Rubiaceae.